AUGUAUCCGCCAGACGAAACCACCACACAACCCAUAUUACCUCCCCCAUGCCAAGACUGUCCCCUUUCUAAACCUCGUCCUCCACGAAUUCCUCUCCACUUGCCAAAUGCUCGACCUAUGGUUGCUAAACGCAAGUUCACAAGCGACGCCAUAGAACAAGUUGUUCAACGUGUGACAGCUGUCAUGGCUGAUAGAGAUUUGGCUGCCCUCUUUAGAAAUUGCUAUCCUAAUACGCUUGAUACGACAGUUGCAUGGUUUCAUGAUGACCAUGCUAAUGAUUACAAGCGGCCGCGAUCAUUUAUUGUUACUGGCGAUAUACCUGCGAUGUGGAUACGAGACUCUACACAGCAACUUUUACCUUACUUGCCCUUCGCGCCUUUAGAUUACGAUUUACAAAAUUUGAUACUGGGAGCCAUCAAAGUACAGGCCACCUACCUAGCCUACAAUCCGUACGCUAAUGCAUUUCGGAUGCCGCCCGACGGACCUAAACCCGUUCAUCAUCAAACCCACGGAGAUAGAGUUGUACCCCCUUAUGACCCCAGCAUUGUAUGGGAAGCCAAGUAUGAACUGGAUUCACUGGCUGCCUUUUUCAAGCUGAGCACGGAAUAUGUGCGGAUCACAAAGGAUUCUAUUCGACUCAUCCAAGAUAAAGAAUGGCUUCAAGCCGUUCAUCGUGUACUUGAUCUUAUUGAAGAACAAAUGAGAGGUACAUGGGAAGAACCUCGUCGAUCGAAAGAAAAGGAACCCCACUAUUCUCUAGUCAAUACUACUUCGCUCAAAGGAGUUCCUCUUGGAGAAGGCUACCGAUUCUUACGCACCACUGACAUACCAACUGAGACGUUGGGCCAAGACGGCUUAGGUGGUGUGGUCAAGCGAUGUGGGCUGGUUAAGUCCGCGUUUAGGCCAAGCGAUGAUGCGACCACAAUGCCAUUCUUGAUACCGGCCAAUGCCAUGAUAUCUGUAGCAUUACAAGAUUUGGCCAUGCUCUUUGAACAGGUUUCGUACAAAGACCCAUUGGCCGUCCUGCCAAUAUUAGCGGAACGCUGUCGCAGCCUAGGUUUGACCAUUCGUGAAGCUGUCUUUCGACAUGGCGUAGUUCAACAUCCUAAAUACGGUCAGGUGUUUGCUUAUGAGGUGGAUGGAUUCGGUGGACAAAUGCUUAUGGACGACGCCAACAUUCCCUCUCUCCUAUCGUUGCCCCUUUUAGGCUUUAUAUCCAAACGAGAUCCAUUGUAUCUAAACACAAGAAAAUAUGUUCUUUCUGACGAUAACCCUUGGUUUUUCAGAGGUAGUCAGAUCGAAGGCGUCGGGGGACCUCACGUAGGUCGAGACAUGGUAUGGCCAAUGAGUGCCAUGGUUCGAGCUCGCACUGCUACGACUGCUGACGAAGUGCUAGAUGCAUUGGAAAUGCUCAAGCGUACCACGGCGGGUACUGGUUUAAUGCAUGAAUCGGUUAACAAGAACAACGCUACGGAUUUUACGCGUUCAUGGUUUAGUUGGGCCAAUGGACUGUUUGGCGAAACCAUCCUUGAAGUGCUUGAAGAAUGGCCUGAAGUGAUCGAAACCAUACAACCCGCAGAUUGA
Umbelopsis ramanniana AG is the source of this 1584-nucleotide messenger RNA. RefSeq lists its product as uncharacterized. The record is from RefSeq and is a predicted model, not a curated record. Gene Ontology annotation, biological process: carbohydrate metabolic process. The transcript is spliced from 4 exons. NCBI's taxonomy places the organism in Eukaryota, Fungi, Mucoromycota, Umbelopsidomycetes, Umbelopsidales, Umbelopsidaceae. Bases 1 to 1584 code for a protein of 527 amino acids.